Molecule: messenger RNA, 1884 nt
Organism: Punica granatum (pomegranate)
Lineage: Eukaryota; Viridiplantae; Streptophyta; Magnoliopsida; Myrtales; Lythraceae
Source: RefSeq, a predicted model, not a curated record
GAGAAAAGUGAAAGUCUACUUCUCUUCUCUCCGCUCACUCACUCUUCCCCAGCAAUAUAUAAACAGACCGGGAGGGGAACAUUAACGGACGUCCACAUACUAACAAUAUUAUUUCCCCCCUCCAAUCCCGAUAUAAUGGCCACAGCCGCCCCACUCACCUGCACGGCCUCCGACCUGGCCCCACUCCUCGGCGACACCACCAACGCGACGGCCGUGGCGGACUACCUCUGCUCCCGCUUCAGCACCAUUUCCGACCGCUUCGUCGACACUAGCUAUGCUGUGGAUAACACGUACCUCCUAUUCUCGGCCUACCUUGUGUUUGCCAUGCAGCUCGGGUUCGCCAUGCUGUGCGCGGGGUCCGUGCGGGCCAAGAACACGAUGAACAUCAUGCUCACCAACGUCCUCGACGCGGCUGCAGGUGGCCUUUCCUACUACCUCUUUGGAUACGCUUUUGCAUUUGGCUCCCCCUCCAACGGCUUUAUCGGGAAGCACUUCUUUGGCCUGAGGGACUUCCCGUCCCUGCUAGCCGACUACAGUUUCUUCCUCUACCAGUGGGCCUUCGCAAUAGCUGCCGCUGGAAUCACUAGCGGCUCCAUUGCCGAGCGGACGCAGUUCGUCGCCUACCUUAUAUACUCUUCCUUCCUGACCGGGUUUGUCUACCCGAUCGUCUCCCAUUGGUUCUGGUCGGCCGAUGGUUGGGCCAGCCCCGCCCGGACCAGCGGUCCCCUCCUCUUUGGUUCAGGUGCCAUUGACUUCGCAGGCUCGGGCGUGGUCCAUAUGGUCGGAGGGAUUGCGGGCCUCUGGGGGGCUUUGAUUGAAGGCCCGCGUAUUGGACGAUUCGACCGGGCUGGCCGUUCUGUGGUCCUGCGUGGACACAGCGCAUCCCUUGUGGUCCUGGGGUCUUUCCUAUUGUGGUUCGGAUGGUAUGGGUUCAAUCCAGGCUCGUUCCUCACCAUCCUGAAGGCAUACAACACUAGCGGGGAUUAUUAUGGCCAGUGGAGCGCUAUCGGGAGGACAGCGGUCACGACCACACUAGCAGGCUGCACGGCGGCGCUCACCACCCUGUUCAGCAAGCGGCUCCUCGUGGGCCACUGGACCGUGACCGAUGUCUGCAACGGCCUUCUAGGCGGGUUCGCAGCCAUCACAUCCGGGUGCUCGGUGGUGGAGCCAUGGGCAGCAAUUGUGUGUGGGUUCGUGGCGGCUUGGGUCCUCAUCGGGUUCAACAAGCUCGCCGAGAAGGCCAAGUACGAUGACCCGCUCGAGGCGGCCCAGCUGCAUGGGGGUUGCGGGGCGUGGGGGCUGCUCUUCACGGGGCUAUUCGCAAGGGGGGUGUACGUGGACGAGGUAUACGGGGCACAGGGGCGUCCCCACGGGCUAUUCAUGGGCGGCGGAGGGGAGCUGCUGGCAGCCCAAAUCAUACAAAUCCUUGUGGUGACUGGGUGGGUGACAGCGACUAUGGGGCCGCUGUUCUACGGGCUGCAUAAGAUGAAGCUGUUGAGGAUCUCGGGCGAGGAUGAGAUGCAGGGGAUGGACUUGACCAGGCACGGCGGGUUCGCCUAUGCUUACAAUGAUGAGGACGAUCAGUCGGUGAGGCCCGGGGGGUUCAUGAUGAGGAAGGUGGAACCCACAAGCCCGAGCCCGGAUCAAGGUCAACUCACAGAGUCACCGUCCAUUGUGUGAUCGAUCACUGUAAAGGGCAAAAUAAGUAUUUUUUGCGGAUGGUACGAAGUACGAACUAUGGAAUUUACAUAUAUACAUGUGCUGUUGUACUGUUGUCGUCUGUGUUCUGCUCGUGAUCAUGUGUACACUCAUACUAAUAUGAAGAAGCAUGGAAUGCGCAUACACAAAUUAAGCGAACAUCAUGUGAAAUCUUGAACAUGUGGA